UGAGUUGUUGUGAAAAGGAGAAGACAGCAGUGUUCUCAGUAUGACUUGGGUUCUACACGUUCUAGCAUGGCACACCUGUAAAAUUCCUAUCUACCUGCCAGCCAGGUGUGACGCUGCACGCGGAUGGCACUGUAGUGUUUCCUGAACAACCUUAAUCUGCACCAGGCCUGUGUUUGUGCUGCCUUUCAUGAGUGUGAAGGUGCUGAAGGUGCCUUUCUUCAUGCUCACAUCCCUGUGAAUGAAAUUGGCAUGAAAAUUUCUGUGGGCAGAGUAUGCUGCAGAAGUAUCUGACUAUGACGGGGACUGGGCCUCUUGCUUUGUCUGAGCAAACUCUCUGCAGAACAUGAGAAUAAAAGGCACUUAACGUUCUGGCCAAAACCAGAAGUCUUUCAUUCUUAAAUGUUAUCAGCACACUGAAACAGAACUGAAAUCAAAGACAAGUGCUCUCUUUUGCAGGUGUACAUUGAACGCCUUUUAACGAAUGCUAACAUCGAUCUUUGUCCUACUAAUUGGAAACAAAUUGUCUACGGAGCCAUGCUUCUGGCCUCCAAGUUUUGGGGAAAUCGUCGUCACUGGAGUGCGGAUGACAGCCAGAAUCCCAAGGAUGUUGCAGUUGAGACAAUGAGUAAGAUGGAGAAGAGUUUUUUGGAGCUACUUGAGUUUAAUAUUCAUGUGUCUGCCAGUGUUUAUACAAAAUAUUACUUUGACCUGCGUGCCUUGGCAUACGACCAUGACCUGUGUUUUCUAUUUAGUUUUCUUCGCAAAGAUAAAGCAGAGAGAUUGAAGGCUAUGUCACCACCAUGUGAAUACAAAGACUUGCAUCAAGAUGUUGCCACUAUGAGAAGGGCCGCCAGCAUGGAUUUCAUCGCUCUUCGUCAUACUAAUGCCAUCUUACCUUAAAAACAGAAAUUAGCAUUAUGAUCCUGGACUUCUCAACUCUAAAGACUACAA
Messenger RNA from Saimiri boliviensis boliviensis (Bolivian squirrel monkey), 951 nucleotides. RefSeq names its product cyclin-Y-like protein 1B. The record is from RefSeq and is a predicted model, not a curated record. Lineage: Eukaryota; Metazoa; Chordata; Mammalia; Primates; Cebidae.